This is a messenger RNA of Mangifera indica (mango), 7076 nucleotides long. RefSeq names its product separase-like. The transcript is spliced from 27 exons. Gene Ontology annotation, biological process: meiotic chromosome separation; proteolysis. The record is from RefSeq and is a predicted model, not a curated record. The coding region runs from base 122 to 6709 and encodes 2195 amino acids. NCBI's taxonomy places the organism in Eukaryota, Viridiplantae, Streptophyta, Magnoliopsida, Sapindales, Anacardiaceae. Gene Ontology annotation, molecular function: cysteine-type endopeptidase activity. Gene Ontology annotation, cellular component: cytoplasm; centrosome; mitotic spindle.
GUUGAUCAAACCUCAGGGUUUUCAUAGAGACAGAUAAAGUUUGAAAAACUUCCAGCCAGGCUCUCUUGGCGCUCAUAAAUCAAAAUUCCCACAUUUUCACAUUCUUCUUCUUCGCUCGUCCAUGGCCUCUUCAACUUCAACCGAUUCUUCUCUCCUUUCCGAACUCGAAUCCUGCAAUACAACAACCCCUAUCUUCUCUCUCUUCUCCUCCUAUCUCCGCCCCUUCUCAGACCUUAAAAAUCCGCAAGACAAAACCCUAAUUCGUUCCCUCGCCAAGAAAUUCCUUUCCUUCCUCAACAAAUCCCUCUCUAUUCUCCCCAAACGCCUCUCCAAUGCCGAUGCACUCUCCAAAGAUGAGCAGCUCGUUUCGGAUCUCAUCGACGUGUAUAGGCUUUGCUUGAAUUGCUUGGACUUGGUUUCGUCGCAGUUAGCGUGCAAGCCUUACUCCAUUCAGCUCCAGAAAAUGAGGUUAGUGCGUUGCUUGGAGGCUUUGGGGAAGUACGAGGAUGCUGAGAGCGAGGGGCUUCAGGUUUUGCAGGGGCUUAGGAGAAUGGAUUUCGAUGGAAAAUCUUGUGAUGCGGAGUUUUCUUUGGUGUUUGUGGAAGUUGUGGUAGUGAUGGUUAAGUGUGCAGCGAUGAGACAAAGGAAGGAUGGUGAAGUUUACAGGAGAGUGCUUGGGUUGGUUGAAGAGGCGAGGCACUGGUUCAGGGUAUUGGAUGCAAAUGCAUAUGAGAAGUUGCAUAGAGUACUUGUGUCUUAUAUGGGUAAAUGCACUCUUUUUUUGGUUGGAGAGCUAAUUCUCUUUACUGGAAAUUUGGUAAGUGAAUUUUGUUUGGCAACAUUGACUGAGUAUGCAAAUGCAUCAAUGAAAGAUCAAAUUUAUAAGUUCUCUCGCCGGAUAUGUGCAUCUCUGUUUUCACUAAAGGAGAGUAAGCAGUCAGUUGUCGUUGAAAUAAUACUUGGUGUCCUGGAUUCUGUUGCCUGUCAAUGCAAGGUUGAAUUAAAUAACAGUGGAAUUGAGCUGGUUGAACUUGUAUCAUAUUGUGCCAACAAAUGUCGUGCCACAUGUACAUUUUUUUGUGGUACUGUUGCAGGACAUCUAGAUCACAUAGCAGGUGACUUACCUCAGGUUAUGACACCUACUGAUUUGAUUCUGAGGCUCUAUGCCGCUGGGUUGUACUUUACCAACUAUGGUGUUAACUGCACUGGUGGUGAUUUAACAUCAUCCAGAGGUGCAAAAAAGGAGUUUGCAAUCAGGAUUUUGCUUAAUGAUGGUGAUAGACUAUACAAAUUGGCUACUUUGCUUGGUUCAUUGGGACGUCACUUUUCUGUUAGCUGCAAAGAGAAUGUGUCAUCUAGAUUUGAAUAUGAGGACUCUUUCAGUCAAAUAUGUUUGCAGACAAAUUCUAAUCAUGAGGCCUCUAUAACUCUGAUGCAGAAAAUUGGAGAGGACUAUAUGCUGUCUUACUUAAAUGCAUUGAAAUUCUUGUGCCAUCCACUUGCUGAACUAAUUAAUUCAGAGAAAAAAGAGAUAGUUUCUGAAAUUGAAACUAUUCCGGGUCAUGAACAGCUCUCAAUUAUUCAGGAUGCAUUUUAUCAGCUUUCUGGUGCUUUUCUUUUUUGGCAGAGCUAUGCAUCUGAAAGAGAUAAACAUGGAUUUGAUGAUAACAAGAUUGUAAUUACUGUAGCUGUGGCUGCUUUUAUUCUCUCAAUCAGAACAAAUUGUAAAAUGAAGAAGAGUUCUCGCCUAAUUAAGAACAUCAUUGCUAGUGAAUGGAUUGAACCUCAAGGACUAAAAUAUAUUUAUGCCUCUCUUUACAAUAUUGGUGUAUCUCUGUACAGAAAUAAGCAAUUGAAAGAGGCUUCAGAGGCUCUCAAAUUAUGUUGUAGAGCUUCAUGGACUUGUGCAGUACUUCAAUGCAAAAUGUUUAUACAGAAAUCAGAGGGGUCCCUUCAUGAUCUGUCGGAAGGUGCUAUUGUUGAUUUUGUUAAUGAGGCAUGCACAAGAAGUGCUUUUCUUUUGGAGGUUCUCCAUCAAUCUAAUAGUCAUAAGAUGAAAAAAGUCAUUGUUCAGAGUCUUGAAAAUUGGUCUGUUGUUUACACUUUGUUUAGAAGGCUGCCAGGUCCUAUGCUUUUGGUGAAAAAUUGGGUUAAGAUAGUAUGUAAACUUCGUGAGAAUGUAGAUGUAGAGGAUGCUGCUCCAUCUUUAUACAGUUUGCUGUCAUCUUCUGAAACACUGUCAGAAAAGACACUUGGCAUUAUUUUAGAGCAGGAGCUUCAUGCAUAUGAAGAAUUGAAUCCCUUAGGCCCAGAGUUGUGUCAGAGAAGGCAAAUGAAAAUUAUUAGUAUCCUUCUGCAAAACGUGUACGAUACAGAAGAUAGUGGGUUACAGAAGUCAAGAAUUUUACUCAAAAAAGCAAGGACAUUAAGGGCCGUGGGAAGGGAAGGUUUGAAGGACUGUAUUCAGUGCUUGUCAGAAGCAAUAUUCUUUAUGAAUGGCAUUUCUGAAGACAUAUGUAGACGUGGAACUUUGCUGUGUCAUCUGUUAGCUGUGGCAUAUUGCUUACGUGCUUUAUGUACCCAGGAAGCUGAACCAAACUCUAAGCAAGUCAUCAAAGAUAUUGAUUCUGCCCUAAAUCAAUGGUUGAGCAUAUCCAUUUGCUCUACAAUUGAUGAGUGCAAUAUAGUCACAGAGAAUACAAUGCUACUAUUGUAUAAUGUAGUUGAUCUGUUAUCAAUGAAGGGUUGUACAGAAUUUCACCAUCGUUUAUAUAAACUGAUGAUUAGAUUUUUAAAAUGGAAGAAUGUUCCAUUGGAAAAGUGCGUGUACAUUUUGUGGGAAAGUAGAAGGCUUAGUCAUGCUCUUUGCAUUUCCCCCGUGAACGAGGCGUUUCUCAUAAAUUUAGCUGAGCAAUGUGGUGAAAUUUCUAAAUCUAUUGAUUUUUGGAUACGCUGUUUAAAGGAAUCUCAACCAUUGUUAGUUGGAUUCCAACAGAGUCUCACACUUUUAUUUGCUGAUAUUCGUGAAAGUCUUGAUCAACCAUACAUUACAAUUGCUGACGUGAAAGAUGCUGUUUCUGAUCUCACUUCAAGGCUUCCUCUACCUCCUCGUUCUUUGUUCCUUGUUGGAUAUCUCUACUAUGACUUAAGUGAAAGACUUGCUGCAAAGGGACAACUUUUUGAGGCUCUUUCACAUGCCAAAGAGGCUCACCGGCUUCGUACUGAACUCUUUCAAGAGAUAUUUUCGUAUUCUAGUGACAGGCAUGUUCAAAAGUAUGAGGCAGGGGACCUCAUGCAGAAGCUAACUUAUGCUUUUAAAGAUUUCCAUGUAACCAGAUCUAUUACUAGUCAAGUUUGGUCAUUUGAUGUUACUUUGUGGAAUGUGGAUGAUUGUUAUCUUAGUCCAUGGAAUGUCCUACAAUGUUAUCUUGAAAGUACUCUCCAGGUUGGAAUUAUUCUUGAAUUAGUUGGAAAUGGCAUUGAGGCUGAAAGCUUCUUUCUGUGGGGAAAAAGCAUCUCCUGCUUACAAAGUUUGCCACUAUUUAUAGUUGCCUUUUCAUCUGUCCUAGGGAAACUAUACCGUAAGAAACAGCUCUGGGAUCUGGCAGAAAAAGAGCUAAAAAGUGCUAAACACAUAUUGGAAGAGAGUAGCAAGAAUUUCUCUUGCUCAAAGUGCAGAUUGAUGCUGGAAGUCACUGUUGAUCAACAACUUGGUGAUUUAUCCCGCAGCCUCUGUGAUGGUGCUGCUGGAAAUUCUUUGAUGGAAAGAUUAUCUAAUGCUGAAAAUAUUUACAAAUCUGCGUUAGAAAAACUAAAUCUUUCUGAGUGGAAAAAUUCUAUCAGUUGUCCUGAUGGAGAAAGUGUUGAGAGCAUUUUUCUGAAGAGACCUUUUGGUCAAAAUGAUGAACAUGUGGCUACCAAUAAAUAUUCUGAUUCUUCCGUAUAUUAUCCAGAUACAAAGGAAAUUCUUACAAGGGAUGGGUCAGUUGCCAAGAUGGAGGGGAAAACAUCUAGAAAGCUGAAGAAUGCGCCAAAAGCUUUCCUAAAAGAUCAACCUUUGAUACCUGAGUCCAAUUCAAGAAUUACACGUUCCAAAUACCGAUCUUCUCAAAACCAAUGUGUAAACGGUUCCAGUGAGGUGCAAGCAGGCCUUUCAAAACAUACCAUAGACAAUACUUCAUCUGAUUUUAUUAAUCCUCUUAGUCAAAGGGAGUCUGUCUUGGAGAGAAAAAGUUGUAUUGUUAAUACUGGGUGUGAAGCUACCUGCAUCUGCAACAAAAUGAAGUGUUGGAGAUGCCUUUCUGUCGAAGUUAUUGAAUCUGGGUUACUUGAUAAUUUUGUACAUAUGAAGUGGGAGUUUAUUCGCAGGCGUCUUUCACUGAGUGUACUUACUGGUAUAGGAAAAUGCUUAGGAAAUCGUGAUCAAAUUCAUGAGGCGCAUGAAAUUAUUUUACAAAGCCUAUCUGUUCUAUUCAGCAGAAACUCAUUCUGUCAUGCACAUUCUUCUCUUUCUCCAAAAUUUCUUCUUGAUUUAAUUGGUAAGGAGUUCUCAGGAGAUGUUUUUGCUGUUGAGCGUGCGGCUAUACUUUACAACAUUUGUUGGUUGUCUUUGAAGGAUUACCAUUCUAAGAAAACAAGGCAUAGUUGCUGUGAUUUGUCUAACAUUCAGUUGCAGAAAAUAGUUCCUUGGUUGAUGAUAGCCUUUGUGCUUUGCCGUGAGGUUCCCAUUCUUUUUCAGAAGGUUUCUAGAUUGCUUGCUGUUGUGUUUAUACUUUCUUCUUCAAGCAAGCUUUUUUCUCUUUCAUCUUCUUGCAAAGUACUCUCUGAAGGUCACUGGGCUUCUUUUUUCCAUCAAGCUUCACUUGGUACUCAUCUUAAUUGCCAGUUCCUAUCAAACAUGACCUGGAGAUAUAAGGGCCAACACCUUCUGGAUGCUGAGAGCACACAUGUAACCAGCUCAUUAAACUUGUGGACAGAAUCAAGCAAUUCACUCAGUUUUGCUCCUGAAUCUAUUAAAAAUCUUGAACAAUUUGUGAAAGACUUUUUUGUGGGUCUUCCUUGCGCCACAGUCAUCUGUGUUACUUUGCUUGGGGGUGCUUAUGCUAGUUUAUUACAAGAACUCCUACUUUAUCCUUCGUGGGUUCAUGCGUGGAUGCUAUUCUCACGCUUGAAUUCUAAGAGCCAACCUAUUGUUGUACUUCUUCCAGUAAAUACUAUAUUAGAAGAGGCUUCAGAUGAUGGUGUCAAUGCAAAUUUUGGCUUUGAGGAAUUAUAUGAAAGCAAGGAUUGUGGUAAACAUUGGCACUGCCCCUGGGGUUCCACUGUAGUUGAUGAUGUAGCUCCAGCCUUUCAAUCGAUAUUGAAAGAGAGCUACUUAAUGUCUUUUCCACAGGAUACAGAAAGGAAUAGGUCUUUAUGGUGGAUGCAGAGAAAAAAGCUUGAUCAACGACUUGGUGAAUUGCUGAGGAAAGUAGAAGAUUCAUGGUUGGGUCACUGGAAAUACAUGUUUCUUGGAGAAUGGUCAAACUGCAAGAAUAUGGACAGAAUACUUAAGAAACUGGCACGUGAUCUAAAAUCUAAAUGCAAAGUUGACGUGAAUGAAAGUCUUCUGAGAGUUGUUCUUGGAGGUUUGAAGAGUGGUUAUAAGAGAGAGGAAAAUAUGGCACAGCUGUUUUCCAAGAAAGGUUGCUGCAUUGGCACAUUUGGAUAUUCUGAUAACAACAAUCAGAGGGCAUCAUCUAAGGAGUCCAAUGGAGUUGAAAAGCUAUCGGAGUUGGCCUUCCAACUAAUAGAUGAAGCAUUAAAGGAGCUAGAAGCAGAGGAAUCUGUAAAUAGAGAACCUGCAAUUCUAGUGCUAGAUUGUGAAGUACAGAUGCUUCCAUGGGAGAAUAUACCAAUACUAAGAAACCAAGAGGUUUAUCGCAUGCCUUCUGUUGGUAGCAUAUUUGCAGCACUUGAGAGAAUCCACCACCAAGAGCAAGUCAGAAAGCUUGUUGCCACCUUUCCUUCAAUAGAUCCGUUGGAUGCUUAUUAUUUGUUAAAUCCCAGCGGGGAUCUCAGCUACACACAAGUUCAGUUUGAGGAUUGGUUUAGGGAUCAAAACUUGAAGGGAAAGGCUGGAUCUCCUCCUACAGCUGAAGAAUUGGCUGUAGCCUUGAAAAAUUAUGAUCUCUAUAUUUAUUUUGGCCAUGGAAGUGGGUCACAGUACAUUAAAUGGCAUCAUGUACAGAAGCUAGAAAAAUGUGCUGCUACUCUCCUGAUGGGAUGCAGUAGUGGUUCUCUGUCAUUAAAUGGGUGCUAUGCUCCAUCUGGUACGCCUCUAUCCUAUCUGCAAGCGGGUUCUCCAGUAAUUUUUGCCAACCUAUGGGAUGUGACAGACAAGGAUAUUGACCGAUUCGCAAAGGCCAUGCUUGAUGGUUGGUUGAGAGAAAGAUUGAAUGUUUCUGUGGAUUCUGAACAAACCAUUUUAGUAGGGGAAGAGCAUGAUGCCAAGAACAGAAGGGGUAAAGGUAUUAAGAAGAAAACCUCAAGGAAUAAAUCACCCGACUCUUUGGAUAAUGGAACAUUUAAGAAUAGUUGUGAUAGUAGACCAAAACUUGGAUCAUUCAUGGGCAGUGCCCGUGAUGCAUGCCAACUCCCCUUCUUGAUUGGGGCUUCACCAGUAUGCUAUGGUGUCCCUACCGGUAUAAGAAGAAAGACGAGUUUGUAACAGUUGAGAAGUCGCUUACCUUCCUCUGCCAAGCACGAUCUCUCGGUGACUGGUGAUCUAAUUCAGAACCCCUUUUAUAAAUGGUGUGUAUUACAAAAUUUUUUGCCCCUUUUCCAGAUUGUUUUAGGUUGAAUAAAUACAUUAGCAAAUUUUGGCGCUGUUACAUUGUUUGCUUGGUGUAGUGAUGUUCCAUUAAUUGUAAUAUAGAUUAAGAAUGUUUAUUCAAUUAGGUUAAGUAGUAAAAGUGCAGAAGAGAAUCGUCUUCCUUGUCUCCCUUGUCUCAAUGCCUACAGCUACAAAUACAAUGAAAUGAUUCAGGGGAGGGGACUUAUUGAUAUUAAAAAAUGAGAUUUAUUGUCAUAAACUA